This is a messenger RNA of Dicrocoelium dendriticum, 439 nucleotides long. The record is from the annotation of a GenBank genome assembly. NCBI's taxonomy places the organism in Eukaryota, Metazoa, Platyhelminthes, Trematoda, Plagiorchiida, Dicrocoeliidae.
GUGGGGGUGGGGGUGGGGGUGUGGGGGGGGAGGGGGUGGGUGUGGGUGGGGGUGGUGGGGGGGGGGUGGGGGGGGUAGUGGGGGGGGGGGGGGGUGUGGGGAGGGAGGGUGUGGGGGGGGAGUGUGGGGGGGCGGGCGGUGGGCGGUGGUGGGGGUGUGGGGGGGGGGGGGGGUGGUGCGGGUGGGGGGAUGGGGGGGUGGGGUGGGUGGGGGGGGGUGGUGGGUAGGGGAGGUAGGGGUGGGGUGGGGUGGUGGGGUGGUGGUGGUGGUGGGGGGGGGGGGGGGGGUGGGUGGGGUGGGGGGUGGGGGGUGGGGUGGGGGUGGGGAGUGGUGUGUGGGGGGGUGGGGGGGGUAUGGGGGGUGGGGGCACAAACAACUGAGUUUGGAAGGGCGUUCCAGAAUCCUUCGGGUAUCUAACCCACAAUUCCUGUUGCUUUGA